Messenger RNA from Schistocerca nitens (vagrant locust), 2277 nucleotides. Its product is annotated as agrin-like. The record is from RefSeq and is a predicted model, not a curated record. Gene Ontology annotation, molecular function: calcium ion binding. Bases 1 to 1056 code for a protein of 351 amino acids. NCBI's taxonomy places the organism in Eukaryota, Metazoa, Arthropoda, Insecta, Orthoptera, Acrididae. The transcript is spliced from 6 exons.
AUGUACACCGGCGUGAUCCCGCUGCCCAACCUGGUGGGUGCGGUGCAGCGGCUUGUGGUGAACGGGCAGAUCCUGGAGAACCUGGGCGAGGGCGUGGCCGCCGCGUCCAGGUGGGAGGGGCCACCCUGCACGGCGCACACGUGUCUGCACGGCGGCGCCUGCCAGCCCCGGCUCAACUCCUUCCUCUGCCGCUGCCCGGCGCGUUUCCGGGGACCGCGCUGCCAGUACGUCGAUACUGAAGAAGCUACUGACUCGACGCCAGUGAAGUUCACUGGCAACACUUACGUGAAAUUGUCACUCGCUGCAGAUACAAGUAUUAAUGGCUCUAUGAAGCACGUAAUAAAUGAGACAUUAAUGUAUAGUGAUAAUCAAGGAGGAAAUGAAAGACUCCUUGAUAUAACUGGAAAUGACAUUUACGAACAUAGCGAUUACGAUGAAGAAGACAAGGAUGACGAUGAGAGUGACAUAGGCGGCAAUCACUUAAUAGAAGGAGACACCUCAUUUUCUCCUGAGAAACAGGCUGACUUUGAAAAUCUGGCAUAUCAUACUUCACCAGUUGGAGAAAUAAAUGGGAGAUUUUUUCACUAUGAGGUCACAUUUCACACACUGGAAGCUAGCGGCCUUCUGUUAUGGAAUGACAGAAAGACUAGGCACAGAAGUAAUUAUGUGGCUCUUGCAAUUUCUGAUGGGUAUUUGGAACUUAGGUACAGACUUGGUAAAACCAAAUACUCAGCUUCACUUCAGUCGAAGGUUUAUGUAAGUGAUGGCAGAAUACAUACGGUAGUGGCAGAGAUUCACUGGAAAUACAGUUUUCUCCAAGUGGAUGAUGACCAUCCGAAACAAAAAUUCACUAAAGGCAAUAAUAUCAGACGAUCCUUGGUACAGGAUAUAUGGAUAGGCGGAAUGGGAAGCUUACCAUCAGGACUACCAACGGCAUACUACUCAGGAUUCUUAGGCUGCAUGCACAGGCUCGUUGCACAAAAAGAACUAAUAGAUCUACAAAGUGGAGAGGCAAGCAAUAUUACACUUUCACACUGUAAUGAGAAUGAAGUGUAACCGGUGCUUUAUGUCAUGUUAGUUUGAAAACGAGGAUCAUGUUGAUGAGAAAUCAUGCCAACUAUGCAUACACACAACCUCUAUUCCUCUGUAUUUAUGUAUGACAAACAUAUCUGACCAAUGUGUCAUGGGAUCACUGUACCGAAUAGUGAUAACUCAGUAACUAUUUGUAAUGUCAAUGGUGCUAUAUAAAAAUACAUUGCGACUGCUGAGUUGGGUACAUAACAGUAAAAUUCCGCGCGAAAUAAAAAAACAUAUUUCUGUUAUGUAAUUUGUAGAAGUUAUACUGUGGCUAAAUCAGACAUUAAAUUCUGUCUACAUUGGUGUACACAUUGUAUAGUGCAAAUGAAAAGAGUCAUGAAAUUAAUAUCAUGGCCUGCAGACUAAAUGUAAAAUGUGGCACAGCAGCACAGGACAUUCAGAGUUUAUAAAGGAGAUUACUAAACUGCGCUUCUCGGACGGUUUGACACCCUUGCAUAUACAUUCUGUAAGAAUUAAAACAUUUAUUUUUGCUGUGUGUUAUCGAUACACAGAACAAAAAUGUGCAUACUACACCCCUGUAGGUAUUUGUAUCAAAAAUUAUUAUGUACUGAAUUAUUAUCACGUGAAAGAAUUAUCAAAAGAACCAGUAGUUAUUAUCGAUAUUCACACAAUGGUUACGCAUAUUCAGUAUAAAAUUGUUUUCAAGUUGUAGGGACACAGUGUACUACAGAAAGUCGUGAACAGGACAACAUUGUUCAUCAUAUUAGCUUCUGUUUUAUUUGAGAUAUUAAGCUAUUUAAUGCAGUCAUCAAAAGUCUCCCAUAAAGAAAUACAGAGAAAUACAAAAAACGUAACAAUCCCCGUAACUACAGUUUGUUUUGCGUUGCUGUGGACGAUGUUCGAAGACUAAUUUUCUUCAGUCAGUAAUCAAUUUGCUAAACUUAUGCUCGUACACUGCACGCUGUAAUUUAUUGUGUAGCUUGUACACAUCUCAUGUCUAUGAAACCGAAGUGCUUCAUACCAUGUGCUCAAAGUGUCUCUAUCCUGUUUGCUUUACUAUACUUUUAUUUAUACUAACAACUGAUUUUAUUGCAUGUUUCUAUGAAGAAAUGAAAACCCUAAUAUUGCAGGUGCCACAUACUGCCAAGUUUUCUACUAAGCGACCUACUUUCUCAAAAAAUAAUCAGUAUUACACGAAAUUUUGUACAAAAUCUUCAGAUUUUUGUAUGUGAUUCUAAA